GUAAUAUUGUGCCGCUAAUUCUCUUUUUGAUACUGAAAAUGCGACAUUUAUGUAGACACGCAGUGAAAUGAAGACACUACGAUACAUUAAACGUCUGCCCAGUGAAACCCCGUCUGACAAUACGUUCUCUGACGUCUAGAAGUGGAUUUUGCCACAAGUUAUUUACUGCGUCAAACUGGUGAUCUCUGCGAUUUGGACAACAUGGAUGACACGUUUGGUGAGAAUCAGAGAUUGAAAGCAGCUGUCCAUUUCACCACGGGGCAGAUAUGUCAACGAAUUGCAGAUGACGGUGGUAUGAAGUUUAGUAAACAAACCAUAGCAGCAAUAGCCGAAACAGCAUUUCGACAGUGUGACAUUUUUGCCAAAGACGCAGAGUGGUUUGCCAGACAUGCCAAAAGAAGCACUGUUAACGUCGAGGACAUCAAACUUCUUUCCAGGCGUAGCACCGCCCUUUAUACCCACAUGCAGCAGAGGUCUGAAGAACUGGCCAGUGCCCAGCAGGAGAGGAAAGACAAGAGAAAGAAGAACAUGACAAAGAGGAAGCACCUGGACACCGAGGAGGAUGAUGUUGUUGACCAGCACGAGGACUGACCACAGGACCCAGGACUAUACUCUGUCUGGGUGCAUUCCCAUAUGCGACCCUGCGUCCUCCACUUGUGCUUGUGGCCUCGCCCGCCUCCUGGCCCCUCCUCCAUGGAGAGAACAAUGAAGUUUCCCAGCUGUCAGCCUAGCCACAACAAUUUUUGGGGGACUAUUCUUCAUUCACCAUCCAGUUUGCGAAUGAGAAAAUCACUUUACAAUUGAGUUUUAGUGAGAUAUUGAAAUAAUGCUGUUGUCAGUGAUGUCAUCAUGACAUUACUUCGUGGUACGAGGCCACAAGCACAAGUGGAGGAGGCAAGGUCACAUAUUGGAAUAUACACACAGAUACUUGCAUCCAGGGCCGCUGACAGCUGUUGCUGGGCCCAGGACAAUGACAUUUGAAAGGCCCCCCACCCAAUACAUGCUAUGUAAUGAGAACCCAAUUAUGGGACCCCUUUGUCCUCUGUCAGCUCCACUGCUUGCAUCAAUUGAUUGUUGAUCAGUACGGUUUGCAACGGACUUACAGGAUUUAACUACUGAAGCAAAACACAAAUGCCUUUUUUGUAUUUGUUAUUUUUA
Engraulis encrasicolus (European anchovy) is the source of this 1158-nucleotide messenger RNA. RefSeq names its product centromere protein S (gene cenps). The coding region runs from base 202 to 591 and encodes 129 amino acids. Lineage: Eukaryota; Metazoa; Chordata; Actinopteri; Clupeiformes; Engraulidae. The transcript is spliced from 5 exons. Gene Ontology annotation, molecular function: chromatin binding; protein heterodimerization activity. The record is from RefSeq and is a predicted model, not a curated record. Gene Ontology annotation, biological process: resolution of meiotic recombination intermediates; replication fork processing. Gene Ontology annotation, cellular component: FANCM-MHF complex.